Molecule: messenger RNA, 4736 nt
Organism: Sebastes umbrosus (honeycomb rockfish)
Lineage: Eukaryota; Metazoa; Chordata; Actinopteri; Perciformes; Sebastidae
Gene: sox4b
Product: SRY-box transcription factor 4b
Exons: 1
Coding region: 751-2073 (440 amino acids)
Biological process (GO): anatomical structure morphogenesis; neuron differentiation; positive regulation of transcription by RNA polymerase II
Molecular function (GO): RNA polymerase II cis-regulatory region sequence-specific DNA binding; DNA-binding transcription activator activity, RNA polymerase II-specific
Source: RefSeq, a predicted model, not a curated record
CACGGAGGCAGGGUAGCGACAGCGUGCCAUUGGUGGAUUUUUAUCGCCGUUGUAUCUCAGGGAAGGGAUAAAUACAAGCAAAGGGUGGCCGGUGGACUGGAGGGCUGCUUGAAAAACUCGGUCUGCAGAUGGAAGGAGGACAGUGUAACACUAGGCUGCUUCUUUUUUUCCUCCCCAGCACCAGCAUGCAUGGCUUUUGUUUCUACUAGAGGAGAGGAGAGGAGGACGGAGCUGAUGCAGAGAGAGAAAAGGAAAAGCACUUACCUUAUUAUACACACUGUACUUUGGGAGCCCUUUGUAAAGUGCGCACAGUAGUGUGGCACUCUCAGUCUGCGCUCUGCAGCUGCAAUAGAGAGACUAUGUUCAGAUUGAUUUUAUAACACAAGAAGGAAGAGACUGAGACAGAGAGAUCUGCUCAGUGGAGAGUGGGCUUAUAUACUGUCCUGUGUUUGUUUGAACACCUUACAGAAACCUGGAAAUUAAACUUUUUUUUUUCUACACAUCCAGCCUUUUUUAUUAUAAGGCAUCCAGCCUUUUUUAUUAUAAGGCUACACUGGACUGAACUGUUAACCGAGUUUUACUGCACAUCAUCUCAGGAGUGAUUUCUUUUUUUUUUUUUUACUCUGCUUCAAACUGUGAAGAGAGAGGGGAGAGAAAAAAAAGAGCUGAGUUUGCUUUUAAAAGUGAGGACCAAGGAGGGAGACAGACAGACAGAGUAAGCACACCGCUCUCCCAUAACUUGGGGCAAGCAUGGUGCAGAAAAUGAGCCACUCAGAGAGCACCGCCGAGGCGCUCUCCUUUUUCGCCGGGGAUUCGAGCUCCGACUCCGGGGCGUGCAUGGACUUGGACCCGGCCGCCUCGCCUCUAUCUCCGGCUUCCACGGCUUCCUCCUGCACCGCCGCCGGAGGAGGAGGAGAGAACCCGGCGUGGUGCAAAACUCCCAGCGGCCACAUCAAGAGACCCAUGAACGCGUUCAUGGUGUGGUCGCAGAUCGAGAGGAGGAAGAUCAUGGAGCAGUCGCCGGACAUGCACAACGCGGAGAUCUCCAAGCGGCUGGGGAAGCGCUGGAAGCUGCUCAGAGACAGCGACAAGAUCCCGUUCAUCCGGGAGGCGGAGCGGCUCCGGCUCAAGCACAUGGCGGACUACCCGGACUACAAGUACCGGCCGAGGAAGAAGGUGAAGUCGAGCAGCACCUCCUCCAAACCUGGCGACAACAAGGGAGAGAAACUGAACGGUAGCAGCAACAACAACAACAACACCAGCAGCACUAAAACAUCCUCAUCUUCCAGGAAGAACGGAUCCAAAUCACCCAGCAGCAGCAGCAGCAGCAGCAAACCCCACAAAUCACUCUUCGGGAGCAGCAGCAGCAGCAGCAGCAGUAGCACCAAAGCAUCACCGUUUGCCUCUGAGCACACAUCAGAGCACCACCACCACCACCAUAACUCUCUCUACAAGUCCAAGUCCUCAGCAGCCAAGCAGAUACCGGAUGGGAAGAAGCCCAAGCGGGUGUACGUGUUCGGUAGUGGCGGCAGCAGCUCGAGCGUCAGCCCGGCGUCCUCCGUGGUUGUCCCGGCCAGCCCGACGCUCAGCAGCUCGGCGGACUCCAGCGACCCGCUCAGCCUGUACGAGGACGCGGCAGGCAGCGGCAGAGAGGAGGAGGGAGGAGCCGCGGACUCUCCCAGCAGCAGCAGCAGCGGCGGCGGCACUUCGGAGCGCCACGCCGGGCACACAUACAGCAGCAGUCGGCGGGCUUCCUCGCCGACUCCCUCCGGCUCUCACUCCUCCUCCUCCGCCUCCUCGUCCUCAGCCUCUUCGUCCUCUUCCUCCUCCUCGGAGGAGGACGAGGAGUUCGAGGACGACCUGCUCGACAUGAACCCGAGCCCCAGCUUCGACAGCAUGUCGCUGGGCAGCUUCGGCUCCUCGGUGCUGGACAGGGACUUGGAUUUGAACUUUGAGUCCGGCUCCGGAGGCUCCCACUUCGAGUUCCCCGACUACUGCACGCCCGAAGUCAGCGAGAUGAUCUCCGGGGACUGGCUGGAGUCCACCAUCUCCAACCUGGUGUUCACGUACUAAAAGGCGACAGGUAAAACAUGUCCUGCAGAGCUCAACAUAUGACCACAAACAGAAACAGGAGUCUUCUCUGGUUCAGUGGGCGUAAUAGUUUGUGUUAUAACUACUACAGCAGACUGAAACUAGUCUCUUCUCGUCCAGAAGCUGCAAAACCUGGGAAACUUUAAAGCAAACUUGCUUUUUGUACUUUUCUUCGGAUGCGUGGACAAGGAGGACUUUCAACCCACAAAAAAGUGGAGUGCAAACACGAGAAGGAAGGAGGGAGAAAGAGAGAGGCUGUGUUUUCUGACAGUCCCUGAACUGUUUUUUUUUAACCUGAACAACUUUAACUGUGAUUGAUUUGCACGUUCACUUAAUCAAUGUUAUUGCUGAUUUGAAAAAAAGAAAAGGGACAUUUCACAACUUUUUACCGAUCUGCCAAGUGAACUUCACCACUAAAAAAAGGUACAGAAAUAAGGACUGUCGUGUGCGACUUUUUUUUUUUUUUUUUUAUUGUGGUGUGUGUCACCGAGAGGGAUUUUUUAAUGAAACCGAGUUGGGGGUUGAUGUUUUUUAAAAAGUGGAAAUAUUUUCUCAAAAAGCAAAAAAAACAUGUUAAAGCAUGAUAGCCUACUUUUUGUUCACUAUCUUGUUGCUGAGAUUUUUCCUGUGAGACUGUCGAGCAGUUUGAGAACUAGUAUUAGGGGUUAUUUAAAUGGAUAGAGGUGGCGAGCUCGCUUCUCGGUUGUUCUCUUUAAAGAAAAAAAAAAAAAAAGAAAAAAAAAAGGACAUUGAAAUAAUCACCAGCUGUUGUAAUUUUUUCAAACUUCAGGAUUCAACUUCAAAUCUGUGCUGAACUUUAUAUAUACACGUGUUCUCUCUCUACGAUUCAGGACCAAAAUUGUUUCAUUUCAGAUGAUAGCUUAUAGAGAAAUCCUCACCGAUUUUUGUUGUUGUUUUACAUCCUCUGAGCUUUUGUUUUUGUACAUGUAUUCAGAUGCCAUUUUAUAUGGGAUGUUGUAUUUAUAUACUGGGCCAAGCAUUUUUUUAAUUUUAUUUUUAUUUCUUGUAUUCAUGAUCUAGUCCUGUUUUUGUUUUCUUAACACGGUUUGUUUGUCAGUAUAUGUCUGUCACAUUUCCUUCUCAGGCGAAGGGCUAGAGUUUUAAAAACAACACAACUUUUUGAUUUUAUAUUUAAAUGUACACACUUUUUUGGACACUUAAAAAGAGAGGAAACAGUUUGAUUAUUUUCUCAGUGUAUUUUUGUACAAAUCUAUAUAGAAAAUGGGGGAAGUCAACAACAAUCGGUGUGUGUAGCCUACUAAUACAGCUGUAUUGGAUUUCCGAAUUUUUAAUAAUACCCCAGGCAGGCUGGUUUUCAUGCUGCCUUCAAGUGCUCAUGGCAAGCUCGUACUUAUUUUUUACCGCCUGUUCAAAGGCUUUUGUAAAGGACAGCCAGCAAAAUAGACCUUCUAUCACUGUGGUGCCUAUUGUUUGAUUUUUAGAAAUUUAAAGGCACCAAGGUAUUUUCUACUUAAGUGACCUGAGCAGAGGAGAUAGGCUAAUAUGAAUCAGGUGUGUAAUUGGUGUUUUAAUUCACAAAUUUGGCAAACUUUCAACUUUUACCAGCACGUACUGACAAGAUCCCUGAACAUCUUGUACUGUCAGAAGUGACAUGAUAGACGUAAAAACCCAGUUAUAAGGAUGCAAUUACAAUUUUCCCGACAGCACUUGAAAGCAGCACCAGCCUUUGUAUCUGCCUACCUUCUACGUUUACAGUGCCAGUCUGCAGGCUCCUUAAAGAUACAGGAAUGCAUUAUUUCUAGAGGCUAUUCCUGUGGACCAUGUGGGUUUAUAACAGCAUCACUAUCUCAAGCAGCCACUUGUUUUUUUUGCAUUUCCCGUCAGAUAUCUUUGCCUACGACAACAAAUGAGGAGAUUGUAGCUUUAAAUUUGACUUAUUUCUUGAUGUUUUCAUUAACUGAUGUCACAUUUUGCCAAUGAACAGGCUCAAUACAGCAAGCAAAACAACAAAGGGUGACAACAUCAAGCAUAUUCAAAUUUCUGACUUGAGUUCCGCAACACCUACUUGUUCUGCGUUUCUCAUUGUAUUUGAAUAUAUAAUCUUUUCUACUUGUCGGCUAACUAUUAGCUAAUAAUUGUUUUAGUAUCUUUAUGGCAUGGUGAAUAGCAUUUGUAUUUCAGAUUCAGGUUAUUAGCUGUUGUGUUUUUCAGAAAAAAAUGAAAAAAUGAGGAAAAAACGAUGAAACGUGAACUCGAUCUUUGUAUAUUUGACUGUAUCAUAAAGCAAAAAGAUUGUGUGUUUAUGUACGUUGUUGCUAUCGAGGACAGGCACUGUCUAGAACUGCUAUCUUUUACACAUCCUUACUUACAUUGAAGGUGGUCAGUUCAGGACUCUUUUUUUAUAUAUAUAUGAAAGCAUUUUUAAAUAUAUUGACUUUAUUUUUCAUCCAUCCUGUGCAAUAUGCUGUGUAGAAUUAUCAUUUUAUUGUCUCUAAUCAUGCCAUAAACAAAGGAACCGCCCUUUUCUUUGAGACUCAGAGAAAGGGGGGGAACUCAUGCCAGCUAAAUUGUGUCCAUUCACUGCCUGUCAGAUUGUUGAUAUAAACUUGUGUACAGAACUUUUUCAAGGAAGGAAAUAAAUAUCAGCUGGAACUGAAACUCUA